GGUCUUCAGCCUGUGCUGCCAUGGGGUGCACAUGAAGCUGGAGGUCAGCCCCCUGGAGCUGUCCUUUGACAAGCUGCUUCUGCACAGGACCGACAGCAGGACCUUGGUCCUGAGAAACUACACCCUGCUGCCCAUGGCCUGGCAGCUCAGUGGGCUGGAUGACCUUGUUGAGGACUUCUCCUUGUCACAAGAUAACGGCACCAUUGCUCCCCGCUCUGAGUUUGAAGUGACGGUGCAUUUCAAGGCCAGGCAGAUUGGCAGCAUGAAGAAGACCCUCCGACUAGAGGUUUCAGAUCCAGAAAACAUCGUGGGGGUUGUUCAGGCUGAAAACAUCAAAAUCUCUGCAGAGGUCUAUGACGUUUCUCUGAGCAUCGACAUGCCCAAAGGUCCAGAUGGAAGCUUGGAAUUUGGAACCAUUCAUGUCCUGGAUAACGUGAAGAAAGUCCUGACUCUAAAGAACAAAGGGCUAUACAACAUUGAGUACAGUUUCACGCUGAAGGGUGCAGGUCCCAGGAUGCAAAAUGUGGCAUCCCACUUCACUGUUGAGCCUCAGUCGGGCCUGCUGACUGCCUCCCAGCGUGGUGUGAAUGUUGAGAUGCUCUUCCACCCCAAAAGUGAAAUCCUCCUCAAGAACAAGCCCAUCCUGUACUGCCAGGUGAUAGAUGCCAGCUCAGGUGGAGGAGGCCAGGCUGUCGCCAACAUCCCAGUGAGGGUGUCAGCAAAAGCUGAGUACAGCAAGUACAGCAUUGAGCCUGCCUCGCCCAUCGACUUCGGAGCCAUGAUCAAGGGCACCAAGGAGACCCAGACUGUCGUGCUGGAGAACAAAGGCAUGCUCGGCUUCAAAUUCCGCAUCCGCCGAGCACCCAAGGAGGCAUCCGCAUUGGAAAGCAAAAGCUCUGUGAAAAUCAAACCCCAAACCCUGACCUUCACCAUCAGCGGGAAGGGGCACGAGCCGCAGCUGACAGUCGUGCGCCCGAGCGCUCGCAGCAGGAGGGGAAACGCCGUGCUGCGCUUCAAGCGGCUCCAGCUGGGGGAUUCAGAGACGCUGCCCCUGGUCAUCCGUAACGAUGGCAUCAUACCUGCCAAGUUUAUGCUACUCCUGGAGGAUGAGCAUGCAGCAUUCUUCUUGAAAGGCAGGGCCUCCGCACUCCGGAUAUUCCACGCUGGAGAUGCGGAAGAGGGCUCUGUUGGAAACGAGAGCAAGCCCCCAAAGAAGCCUUUCUUCCUUCUGCCUUGUGGGCAAUCAGCAGAGUUUGGUGUCAUUUUCAAACCCACCCUGGCUCAACAUCUGGAAGGGAAGAUCCAUGUGUUAGUGGGGGACACCUGGUCUGUCAAGACCCUCAUAGAGCUGGUGGGUGAAGGCCACAAGGACGAAUUCACCCUCACUGGACUAGAGGAAGACACACAGGAGAGAAAUGCCAAGAUCAGUGUGAAGGAAGACGUCAUUGAUGGUAAGAGAGGAGAGGCUGCCAAGGUGGAGCAAGGAAGAGGAAAAUGGCUGAUCAUGCGUGUCCUCCCUCUAGCCAGGCCUGGGCUGUCACCCACGGGACUUGGUGGCCUGUGGGCGUGGUAG
This is a messenger RNA of Vidua macroura (Pin-tailed whydah), 1573 nucleotides long. RefSeq names its product hydrocephalus-inducing protein homolog. Gene Ontology annotation, cellular component: axoneme. Lineage: Eukaryota; Metazoa; Chordata; Aves; Passeriformes; Viduidae. The transcript is spliced from 9 exons. Gene Ontology annotation, biological process: axonemal central apparatus assembly; cilium movement. Bases 32 to 1573 code for a protein of 513 amino acids. The record is from RefSeq and is a predicted model, not a curated record.